Molecule: messenger RNA, 6490 nt
Organism: Patiria miniata (bat star)
Lineage: Eukaryota; Metazoa; Echinodermata; Asteroidea; Valvatida; Asterinidae
Product: protein transport protein Sec16A-like
Exons: 24
Coding region: 210-6242 (2010 amino acids)
Biological process (GO): COPII vesicle coat assembly; Golgi organization; autophagy
Cellular component (GO): endoplasmic reticulum exit site; ER to Golgi transport vesicle membrane
Source: RefSeq, a predicted model, not a curated record
GACACGUAGCCGUAUACAGACAUCGAAUCGGACACUUUCUGCCGACCGGCCCAGUCCAUAUUUUGUCCUUUUUAGAACGUAAAUUGGGGUAAGAAUCAAACAAAUAUCGCCAAGUAUCCGUCCAAUACAAUCGUACAUUCAAAAGAGGACUUUUAAACAACACCCGAGACUUCAAGCACAUACAGAAAAUCAGGAAAUAAUCCAGCAACAUGUCAGGUGGAGAUCCAGGCCAAAUGGCCAAUCAAGGGGGCUUCUACAACCAAGGUCCCCCUCCAGAUGCUGGAAUCUAUAACCAGGCUCCACCCAGCGGCCAAGAGUGGUUCAGCCAACCACCAGGAGGUGGUCAACCAGUGUUCUUUAAUCCGUCUGAUUAUCCAAAGACUCAACCUGCAGUUUUCAACCCUUAUAAUCCCGGAGAACCACCGCCAGCUCAGGGUAAUGUCAUCCCAGAAGGUCCCGGAGGACAGCAAGUCAACAACCAAGGCUUCCCAGAAGCCCCUAAGGAGCCCCAGCAGGCAUACGGGCAACCUUUUUAUGGUGAUAGUCAAUACGCAGGUGAGCAGUGGAACAGUGCACAGCAAAAUAAUGGCGUCCCUCAGCAGCAGCCUAGUCAACCCUUGAACGGAGCUAACCACGUGGACUCAAUGAGUGCCAAUCAACAACCCUGGAGCCAAGGCAAUGUUCCAGGGCUGCAACAUUUCACAGAUUACAACCAAGCUCCCAAUACAGGUAUCCAAAGCGGCCUAUACCAACCCUAUGAAAACAACAACGCACAGCAACAGGCUGGACAACCAGGUUCGAAUUACGGAGAGUAUGCAUACAGUGAUGAUAAUGACUCCCAUAAGGGCUUCGGUUCCUUUUACCACGGUGAGGACUCUGAUGUGUUGGCUUCCAGCGGAACGCCAAGUUUGUCAGCUAGCGAGCGACAGACCCCAGAUCAUGCCCUCAGUCCAGCUGCGACUGAUGACCCCAGACAGUCUGUAUCACCACAUUCCAGUGAAGGACAGUCCCAAGUCCAAGAUCACAUCCUACAAGGUGCCGAUUCCUAUGGCCAACAGCGCCAUUAUCAGCCUGGCGUGGAACCUCAGCAAUUUGCUGUUCAACAACAACCUUUUCAACCCCCAGUGUCCCAUCCGUCAGAUAUGACAUUCUAUCAAGGGCAGGCUGCUGAUCAAGUUCCUACUACGAACACUGAUAGCAGGAUUUUUGGAGGCUAUGAAUUAUCCCAUAAUUCUAAUCAAACUGAUCCCAGGAACACAAACCAUGGACUUACAGAACCUAACCAGAAUCGAUCAAAAGAAAGUAGUCCAUUCGCAGAUCAGCCAGUAGCAGCUCCUACCUUUGGACAGUCACAGCAGAUUGGGAUAUCAUCUCACCAGCCAGAUUCCAACUUUGCCAGGAUGAGAAACGACGCUUCUGUCAUGCCAAGUCCAUUAGUACCAUCAUCUGAAGGGGGCUAUCAGUCAUCCAGCUCUGACAGUUUGGCACCCGAAAAGACAGGUCCACCCGUAUUACCUGUCCAGCGAAGUCCAUCAAUCCCAGAUGACCAAAUGAGCAGUCAUAGUCAAGGCAGCUUAAGGCACAGUGGGUCAGUGAGCUCCCAGUCCUUGCCUCCAUCAACUUCCACCAGUAGAAGCAACUCCAUGCUUGGAGAACAGCCUGGUCAUCCCUCUCUCAGCCCAGUUUCCCGAGACACCAGUUUGGGUUCGGCGAGUCCGGGAGGAGCGGCUGGUUCUCCAGUUGUGUUGCAGGGCUCGACGGGCCAAGGCUCAACGCCUCGGCAAAUAGAACAAAGUGAGUCACGUGAUGCCAAUUUGCCUCCAGAUUCUCUUGAUGCUGCUUCCAUAGAACAAUCUUGCUCAAUUCAGAACGGUGAAACGAUAGUAUCAGACCCAUCUCCACAAAUCAGCUCUGUAGCCCCCUUGUAUCAAAACCAACAAAGCCAACCAGAACGCCCAACUUCAUCACCCAGGAAUCUUGAGAAUGAGCAGCAACCGCCGGUUGAACAAUCAGCCCCUCAGCCGACAAUUCCCAACCUAAAUCUGGGACAAGGCUCCCAAUUUCAGCAGGACAGUGGUCGUAUGAUGGGAGAAAUGUCUGUACAGCCAAUGCAAAACGAGCCACCUGUGUCAUCAACAGUCAGCCCAGUCUCGGUUCCUAAUGCAACAACUUUGACACAAGAAAGCAAGCUGGAUGCAUCGGUCCAGCCAGGUCUGAAUCAAUCCGCGCUCCCUGCACCUGCUGACUCAGCUCCUACUUCAUUACCUCCAACAGGUCUGCCCAAGCUCUCGGCUUCCCAAAUGCAGCGGACUGUUCCCCAGGGCCCCAAGGAACUCAGCCCUACCGACGAGUCCCCAAGCACUCACCAUAGUGCUUUCCGCAGCGUUCAACGAGGGACACUGACGUCUGUGAAUCCCUCCCCGCCCCUCUGGUCGGCUGAGGUUCCCCCAAUGCCGGCCAACAUCCUCUUGGCUCCUGCUGCCCCUCCGACUGCCAGCCUUGUACCUCCAGUAAGACUCACAACCCCACAAAACACAGCAUCUACAAAUUUAGCAGCAAGCGUUGCCUCUGUAAGUGUCCCGUCUCUACCAGCCGAAGCAGUAUCCCUUCUUACCCAGCCUGCAGUAAACUCAACUCCGCCAAAUCCAAGCCAGCCAAUUUCAGCAUCGAACACAAACCCGAGCCAUCCAAACAUGCCUUCUCAGACCCCUGCCAGUACAACACAAGCAUCAGGCAUCAGUCAAGUCACACAAAACAUGGGUAAUCUGAACUUGGAUCCAACUCAGAACCCUGUGCUUACUCACCCUAUACCGCCUGUGCCAGGGCAACCAGUGCUUCAUGGUUCUUCCUCUGCACCCCAAGCUAAUAAAGCCACAGAGUCUGUGGUACUAGCUUCAUCAGCCCCUUCUCUGGCCUCUCAAGCUGCCAUGAGUGCUGCCCCUGGUGGAGGUUCUGCACAAACAUCUGUAUCUAGUGCACCCAGUCACAUUCCAUCUGCACAGGCACCCGGGGCAGUCCCAGGGGCUCAACAAAACCAGACAGCUGCAGUUCAGCAGCCGCAGCAAUCAGGCACGGGUGUUGGAGGUGAGCAACACUUUCAACAGCAACAGCAACAACAACAGCAACAACUGCAGCAACAACAGCAGCAGCAACCAGCACUUCCAAUGCAGCAGCAAGGUCCAGCAUAUGGGCAACCACAAACCCACCAAGGGCAAUUUCAGCAACAGGGACAACCACCAAGCAAUCAGUGGUACGACCGGCGAUCCUCGGAUCCGUAUUACGACAGGCAAUACUACGACCAGCGCUACCCGUACGAUUAUCGCAGCCAACACUACGACUAUUACGCCCGGCAGGCUGCGUAUGAUAGACAGAGAGCAUACGCGUACAAGGGAGCUGGAUAUGAUGCAAACAGAUCUUACUCAAGACAAGGAUACAGCAACCAGGAGCGGCCCCGAUCGAGGCAGGGAUACCCCAAUCGGGAGAAGCAAGGGUACCCCGAUCAGGAGAGACAAGCCUACCCUGAUCGGGAGAGGCCACGUUCCCGGCAGGGCUACCAAGACCAGUCCAAGCAAGGAACGUACCCCGAUCAGGAGGACAGGCAGAGGCCCAGGUCGAGGCAGGAAAGAGGCUACGGUGCUGAUGCCUACAACCGAGGCUAUGAGAAGAGGGACUCCAAGGAUUACUACAGAGGUUACGAUGCCUACGGCCGACCGUACGACAAACAGGCCCAGCAGGAGUACUGGGCCAAGCAAGGUUACUACGCCAACCGUAGCUACGACGAUCGUUACCAGAACUGGGAGCGGCAGAGUCAGUACUACCGCGACCGGGGAGACGAGAACCAGCAGAGGCAGAACACCAGCGCGCCCGAGCAGCAGUGGCCGGCUGAAUCGCAGACUGGCAGAGAAGGCUACCAAGAUGGACAAGGCAAUACCAGUUUUGCGUCGGAGUUUCACCACCAGGGCGGAGACACGCCGGAGAAGUACAGCGCCGACCAGAGCAGCAUCUACACCCAGGACUACAGCAAUCAGAACACCAACAGCAGCAUGGGGUACCGGGACCAGUAUGGGAGCAGCUAUGGGUACAAGGACGGUACGGAUGGGGUGUACCAGGAGGAGGUCAAACAAGUCACACCUCCACCAUUGGAGAGGCUCACCCCAGCCAAGUUUGCCUUGCCCCACAUCAUAGCCAGGUUUAGCCCCGGCGGCCACCUAGUCAAGGUCCUGCCCAACAUGCCUCAAGAUGGGAUGCCGGCCAGGGUGGAGAUACACAGCAUAGAGACCAUGCUGGAGCACACUGCUGAAGCAGAGGAGUUGAGGGCAUUCCCAGGACCACUGAUCAAAGGAGAGACCCACAAGAACGACGUCAUCAGCUUCUGUAACGGGAAGUCGACCGCCUGCAAGAACAGCACGGACACGCCGGACAGGGAGUCUGCCUCACUGCUGUGGGACCUGAUGGAGCUGGUCUGCCGACAAAACGGGAACAUCAUGGAAUCUGACGUCUCUGACCUGCUCCUGAAAAACCACCCCAUGGUGACGUCUCCUUCCUCCUCCGCGACCCCUGCCUCUCAGACGGGAGGCGAGGAGGCGGCUGGUGAGGAGACUAACUCCGAGGGUCAAAGGGCAGAGGUCACGGCCAAGAGAAAGCCCCAACUACGGGACGUGGAGAGCGACACCAGCAAGUUCCGCGAGCUGCUGCUAUUUGGUCGCAAGAAGGAUGCCUUGGAGGCUGCCAUGAAGGCGGGCCUGUGGGGCCACGCCCUCCUCCUCGCCUGCAAGAUGGAUAGUAGAACACACACCAGCGUCAUGACUAGAUUUGCCAACAGUCUGCCGAUGAAUGACCCCCUGCAGACUCUGUAUCAACUCAUGUCCGACAGGCAACCGGCUGCUGUCACUAGUUGUGCCGAUGAGAAGUGGGGUGACUGGAGGCCUCAUCUGGCCAUGAUCCUCUCCAACCUCAGCCAGGACUCGGAGCUGGACAUGAAGAGUAUCAUCACGCUGGGAGAUUCACUUGCCUCCAGGGGUCUGUUGAAGGCGUCUCAUUUUGUCUACCUGAUGGCUCAGGUUGGGUUUGGUGUCUACAGCAAGAGGACCAAUAAGAUGGUGCUGCUGGGUGCUAGUCACAGUCUUCCUUUCAAAUUGUUUGCCUUGAAUGAGAGCAUACAGCAGACGGAGAUAUACGAGUACGCUCAGCUGCUGUGCAAUAAACAGUACACUCUGCCAAACUACCAGCCGUACAAGUUCAUCUACGCAACCCGGCUUGCUGAACAUGGGUUAACGACACAGGCUCUGAGUUAUUGUGAGGUGGUGGCCAAUGCCGUGGUGUACAUGCCCAGUCUUUACAGCACUACGCUAGUGACUCAGAUCUACCAGCUUGCCAGUCGUCUGAUCUACCAUGAUGAGAGAUACUCAGACGGCCGAGAGACCGCUGUUCCUGAUUGGCUGAACAGGCUGCAAGAUAUACUCAAUCAAAUGAAUGAGGGGCAGAUACUACCCUCUUCCUCGUCUGGUACCCCGAUGCCCUGGGUGGAAUCCUACAGCAAUCUCAGCACGGUGGACAGUGGGGGCAGUGUGGAGAGCACCGGACCAACCUUUGAGGUGCCCAGCUCAGAAGGCAAAGAACCGUACACUGCAGUUGGCGAUUACACCUUGACUGCAAGCGGCUACUACCAGCCAGCAGCGUCAACUGCGGGUUCCGCAAAUGACCCAACUCAGAGUCAGCCUAAUGCAUACAGCUAUGACCAACAACAACAACAGCAGCAGCAACAGUUACCUGAAGAGAACACGGAACCGAUGACGCAAUAUCCGGGCAGCUACACAACGUUUGGGCAGAGACACAAACCGCUGUCUUCGCUGCCGCAAAAUCUGGAUCCGGGCGCCUCCUUGAACAGCAAUUACUCUGAAUACAGCACGACCAGUCUAACCUCAGCCGGUGAAUCGGGAACGGAGUUUGAGGAGAGCGGAGCCUCCAAGGCGGCUUUUGACUACUACGCGGCCAGCACGAGAACUGGUUCAUUCAGCCAGUACGGUGCCACGCAGGCAGGCAACCCACCCUCCCCCGCCGACACCCUGACGCCCCCGGCUACCCCAGGUGGAAGGACCCGUAACUAUUCAGCGGACUCUACCAAGCAGCCGCAGAGGGAGGAGACAAACCAGAGCCAAACCAGAGGCCAAGGAAAAGCCAAAGGAAAAACCCAAAGCCAAACAGGGCGGUGGUCGAGGCUGGUUUGGCGGGUUCUUCAGUAAAGUGGUUGGGCGGGGCAAUAAUCAGGUCCACCUCCCUGAUGACAGUGACAAGUCUAUCCAGUGGGAUGAGAAGAAGAAGAAAUGGGUGGAUGUCAAUGCAGACGAAGACGAGAGCGAUGCAGCCCCUGCAGCGCCCCCUACUGACCGUGAGCUCCACUCAUCGGUGCCGCAAUCUGCCGAUCCCCAGGGUGGGGGAAGCACCCAGGGACCUCCAGGCCCACCAGCCUCCGGAGAUAACAAAUUCAGAC